This is a messenger RNA of Aspergillus candidus, 2420 nucleotides long. Its product is annotated as catabolite repressor. The coding region runs from base 643 to 1929 and encodes 428 amino acids. The transcript has a single exon. Gene Ontology annotation, molecular function: RNA polymerase II cis-regulatory region sequence-specific DNA binding. Lineage: Eukaryota; Fungi; Ascomycota; Eurotiomycetes; Eurotiales; Aspergillaceae. The record is from RefSeq and is a predicted model, not a curated record. Gene Ontology annotation, cellular component: cytoplasm; nucleus.
UGCCUUUGAUUCCGAUAACACCCCCCUCUGUGACUCUGCUCAGUCUUGCACGCGCGCUCUUCUCUCUCUCUCUCUUUUCCUCCCCUCCCCCGAGCUCCAUUUCUUCCCUCCUUCCCCCCCUCCUCCAUUCUUUUUCUCCUUCAUAUAUAUUCCUCUCCCCAGAUCGUCUUCUCCAGACUUUUCCUCUUUCCCUUCUCCCCCUUUUACUUCGUGCCUCUUUUGCUCGACUCCGUCUAUCUCGACUCGCUAUAGCUACCUGACUGGGUUCGUUUUCCGAUUCCGGGUUCCCAUCGCUACCACACCAUCUGCCACAUUCCAUAUCCCUUAAGGAUUCUUUCUUAAAAUCACUUGCUGCAACCCUUCCUCCAACCGGUAGAAUCUAUCUCGUCUAUACUACUCCUCCACUGGACGAUUUCAGAGCUUGCCUGUGAUACCCUCGCGAUACCUCGACCGCCAAGGCUAUCUCCUUCUGGGGUGAUAUCGGGUGUCGAUCACAUAUCCGAUUUAGCUCAUCCCCCCCUGCUGUUGCGACAGAUCUGCUUUCGCCUCGGUUCUAUUUUGCCGAGCGUGUUUCUGCUUAAAAGGCCCGCCCUGUCUCACAGCUCUCUUUUCCUCCGCAAUCUUGACUAGGAAGAGCUUCACAUGCCGCCACCGCCCUCUCCAGUGGAUUUUUCUAAUCUACUGAACCCUCAGAAUACCAUCGCCCACUCCAACCCUACCACCCCUGUGGCUAGCCCCAAAGGCCCUUCCACUCCCUCCAGUGCCCAGUCUAACGCAUCAAUGGCUUCGUCUGUCGGCCUUCUACCUCCCCUUAUGAAGGGUGCUCGUCCGGCCACCGAGGAGGUCCGCCAGGAUCUGCCUCGCCCUUACAAGUGCCCCCUCUGUGACCGUGCUUUCCACCGUCUGGAGCAUCAGACCAGACACAUCCGCACGCAUACGGGGGAAAAGCCGCACGCGUGCCAGUUCCCCGGUUGCACGAAGCGCUUCAGUCGCUCCGACGAACUGACCCGCCACUCGAGGAUUCACAACAACCCCAACUCGCGGAGGAGUAACAAGGCUCAGCAUCUGGCGGCGGCGGCGGCAGCGGCGGCGGCGGGUCAGGACACUGCGAUGGCUAAUGCAGGCUCGAUGAUGCCGCCUCCGACCAAGCCCAUCACCCGAUCCGCCCCCGUGUCGCAGGUCGGCUCGCCGGAUGUCUCCCCGCCUCAUUCGUACUCCAACUUUGCAGGCCACAUGCGGUCGAACCUGGGCCCGUACCCUCGCAGUAACGACCGGGCUUCGUCGGGCAUGGAUAUCAACCUCCUGGCUACUGCUGCGUCUCAGGUCGAGCGUGACGAGCACUUCGGGUUCCAGGCCGGGCCCCGCGGCCCCCCGCUGUUCGGCUCUCGCCACCAGAGCAACGGCCGUCUGCCGUCGCUGUCCGCCUAUGCUAUCUCGCACAGCAUGAGCCGCUCGCACUCGCAUGAGGACGAGGACCCGUACGCGUCGCACCGCAUCAAACGCUCGAGGCCCAACUCUCCCAACUCGACCGCUCCCUCCUCCCCCACCUUCUCCCACGACUCCCUCUCGCCGACUCCGGACCACACUCCGUUGGCCACUCCGGCUCACUCGCCACGGUUAAGGCCGCAAGGGGCCACCGACCUGCACCUGCCGUCGAUCCGUCACCUGUCGCUGCACCAUACUCCUGCUCUGGCUCCGAUGGAACCUCAGCCGGAGGGUCCCAACUACUACAGCCCGAAUCAAGGCCACGUUGGUCCCACGAUCAGCGACAUCAUGUCUCGGUCCGACGGCACGCAACGCAAGCUGCCGGUGCCUCAGGUUCCCAAAGUGGCCGUUCAGGACAUGCUGAACCCGGUCAAUGGUUUUACGACGGUCUCUUCGUCGACCAACAACUCGGUUGCGGGUGGUGAUCUGGCGGAGCGGUUCUGAUCAGCCCGCGUCUCCGUACCCAUCUAAGAUCAACUUCGAUUUCACGCGCGCCACGAAACGAAUAGACCAUGUGCAUUUACAGUGUUGUUUUUUUUUUUAUUCUCUUCGCUUCUUCCCCCCUUUUCUUUACUUCUGUGGGCAUCCUUGGUGUCAGGAUUUGAUUCGAUUUAUUUUUUAACUUCAUGUUUGAUUGCUGGAAUACAUUUUGCGAGGCGUCUCCGAAUAUAGACGGAUGGACUUUUUUCCUUUUCUCUUUGGCUACACUCUCCCUUCUUCCACUUUUCCUCCACUUUUCCCCUCUGUGACCAGUUCAGCUCUUCAGCCCCUUCGAUAUGUUUACCAAAAAGCACUGGCUACGGCCAUUAAUUUCAUAUCCCCCCCAUUUGUCACCUACUAUUUUCUUUGGCCUGAAUUAUUAUUAUACAAAUAGACCCUCUAGCAGGAUACGGAUACGGAUACGGAUAACGGAAUACAAGAAAAGUUGAUUAUCA